This is a messenger RNA of Trichoderma virens Gv29-8, 1401 nucleotides long. RefSeq names its product glycosyltransferase family 32 protein. Bases 190 to 1209 code for a protein of 339 amino acids. Gene Ontology annotation, biological process: mannosyl-inositol phosphorylceramide biosynthetic process. Gene Ontology annotation, molecular function: mannosyltransferase activity. The record is from RefSeq and is a predicted model, not a curated record. The transcript has a single exon. NCBI's taxonomy places the organism in Eukaryota, Fungi, Ascomycota, Sordariomycetes, Hypocreales, Hypocreaceae.
CAAAUAAUGCUCCUAUUCUUCUAAUUCUCUCUUUUCUUGGCCUAUUGUCAACAACUAGAACAACAAAAGCUCACCAUCGUUUUUUUUUUGCUGGGACCAAGACACUCUCCAGCUGCUCAUCCCUUUUGUCUCUCUCCCCCUUCCCUUCCUUCUCCAUCUCUCAAAGUUAGUUGUCUAGUAUUGGACAUCAUGAUUAAAGAACGCGACUCCGGACCUGCCACCGACAAACUUGAAAGAAGAGCGCGAACCUUUCUGUGGCUAGCAAUACUGAGCUUCAUCUCAGCCAUCUUCUGCUUCCGCCAUCUCCUCUACACCUCAUGGACGCUGGCCGCCCUCCCCCUCCACUGGACCGCCAAUCGCGAAAGCUUCCUUCUCUCACAAGAACGAGAUGGCUUCGACGUCACAUUUUCCAACUACAGUAUAAACCAGCUCUCGGCCUCCCCUUAUGAGGACCUCGUGCCGCCCGUCCUACAUCACAUCGCCCUCGGCAGACAUGGCACGCAAUGGAGGACAGAGUGGAAGGAAACCGUGCAGAGCUGUAUCGACAUUCACCCCGGCUGGGAGGCUCACGUGUGGACCGACGAGACUGCCGCUCAGUUUGUCGAGGAGAAGUUCCCCGACCUCAAGGAGAUGUGGGACAGUUACACGUACCCAGUUGAGCGAAUUGACGCCCUUCGCUACAUGCUUCUCUAUGAAUACGGCGGCGUGGUGCUGGACAUGGACCUCAAGUGCAGACGCGCGCUCGGCCCUCUUCGACGAUUCAGCUUCGUGGCGCCUGAGGCUCAUCCUGUUGGCUUCUCAGUUGGCUUCAUGAUGUCCAGCAGGCGCAAUAGCUUCGUCGGCGACAUUGUCAACAACCUGGCGACUUACAACAAGCACUGGCUGGGCCUCCCCUACGCGACCGUCAUGUUCAGCACGGGCUGCCACUAUGCCUCGGUCAUUCACGCCGCCCAACCUGAUCGAAGCAACCUGAAGAUCCUUCCCGGACCGAUGCACAGCCUCAACGGGCGGGUGACAACCCCCAUAUUUGAGCACUUGGGUAGCUCAUCCUGGCACUCGUACGACGCUAGAUUCAUCACGUCGCUGGGCCGCAGGCUCAACCAAGUUGUCUUUUUCUGCGUUGGUGUAACAGUGGCACUGUUAGCCAGGAGGAGAUUAAUGCUGCGGCGGGUAUGGUGUAAUUGCAUGGGUGAUCGAUCACUCGUAUAACGGAAACACAGCACAAAGAAGCAAUGGACACAACAUUAUUACGCGAGGGUUAUGUAGGGCCUAGAAGGGUCUCCCGCGGUUUCUUUUUCUUUUUGGGUUUCUUUUCUUUUUCAUUUGCUUCACCAUGUACAUGUAGUUGGUCAUUGUAUUUCAGUAAUACCCGUUAAUAGAGCCUUGAGAUAUUUUUUUUCC